Molecule: messenger RNA, 149 nt
Organism: Entrophospora sp. SA101
Lineage: Eukaryota; Fungi; Glomeromycota; Glomeromycetes; Entrophosporales; Entrophosporaceae
Source: the annotation of a GenBank genome assembly
UACGGUAUGCACUUUCCACAUAUUGGGAAGGACGGGUACCUGCUAAUCCAACUUCAGAGAAUGAAAUAGUCGAGUAUGCUCGUUUAAUGGCUGAAGUUAUGCUUAACUGGUGUCAAAUCACCAUUUUCCAAAUACAAUGGAUGGAAUAA